CACUCCGCCGCCCCCAAGAGCCUCAUCUUUCUCCUCUUCCAAAUAAUCAACCCAAACUCCGUUAAAACAAAAUUCUCCCAAAAAAAAAAUGCAGACAUCUCUAACGACCUUAUCCUCACUCACCCACUCCCAAUUCUUCUACCUCUCUCACGGGUCGGUGACCAGAACCCUCACCACCGCCGCCGACCUCAUCCGCUGCGGCGCCGCCGCAUCCAACAAGAGAAGCGCCUCCUCCGCCUCUUCUGGGGCCCCACUAGGGUUCGUGUCGGCGAUAGAGAGGGCGAUGGACAAGGAGGAGGAGUAUCGAAAGGCGAGGGCUCAGGUACAGAGGAAGGGCGUGGAGGUUGAAGGGUACAUGAUUGAAGGAUCCUCUAUCGGCGGCCAUGAGACUUGCGUCAUUGUGCCUAGUUUGAAUGUGGCGUUCGAUAUUGGCCGGUGCCCGUCGAGGGCAGUGAACCAGGAUAAUCUGUUCAUUACUCAUGCUCAUCUUGACCACAUUGGAGGUCUUCCAAUGUAUGUAGGAACUCGUGCAUUAUACAGCUUAAAACCACCAACGAUAUUUGUUCCGCCAAGCAUUAAAGCGGAUGUUGAGAAGCUAUUUGAGGUCCAUCGAUCCAUGAGCAAGGAUGAGCUGAAACAUGAUUUAGUUGCGCUUGAUGUGGGGGAGACUUAUGAAAUACGGAAUGACCUUGUUGUCAGACCAUUUAGAACUCACCAUGUCAUACCUAGCCAGGGUUAUGUAAUUUACUCAGUGAGAAAGAAGUUAAAAAAGCAGUAUGCUCACUUAAAGGGUCCUCAGAUUAAGAAACUAAAGGUUUCAGGCGUUGAGAUUACAGACACAAUAUUGUCUCCAGAGGUUGCAUUUACAGGAGAUACGAUGUCUGAUUUCAUACAGGAGCCACGAAAUGCAGAUGCCCUAAGAGCAAAAGUUCUUAUCACUGAGGCAACUUUUCUAGAUGAAGAAUGCGACAUUGAGCAAGCACGGGAACGUGGUCAUAUGCAUUUGUUUGAGCUUUCUGUUGGUAGCCUAGUUUAAGUUACUGAGAGGACCAGGGCUGGGACUAAAAGAAUUGGUUGGGUUGAAAGAAAUGGCCUUGGGAUGUUUAGGCACGGAUAAAGUUGUAGUAUAACCAUGUUACCAUGGGUUAGUUCUGAUACUUGCACCAAGGUUAGUUCUGGUGUCUAUAUGGAAGAAUGUAAUUAAUGGAGGGUCUACUAACAAAAGGGAAAUAUAGACUAGUAUGUCAAAUUUCCUUAGGGACUAAAACGUCCUUUGAGUAAACCCUUCUUUUGUAAAGUUUUAUAUAAAACUACUUGUUGAAGAGCUUAAUGUAAAUUACUUUUGUCAGAGAUAGAUCACUUAGUAGUUUUUCUUUCAAAAUUCUAUGCACAUCCAGAUCUGCAGGAAAUAAGCACAAUUUGAUAAUUUUUUUCUUUCUUGUACAUUUGAUAAAAAUUGGCUGACUUAAUAUUCGCGAUAUCCUAAACCAAAAAUGAUGUUAUUGGUAUUGG
Molecule: messenger RNA, 1512 nt
Organism: Asparagus officinalis (garden asparagus)
Lineage: Eukaryota; Viridiplantae; Streptophyta; Magnoliopsida; Asparagales; Asparagaceae
Product: nuclear ribonuclease Z-like
Exons: 7
Coding region: 89-1036 (315 amino acids)
Source: RefSeq, a predicted model, not a curated record